CGCCCCGACUGAGGCGGGGCGGCCGCGCUGCGCUGCGCGGCGCUCCCCGGGGCCCGCCGGGCUCCGCGGCCGCUUCCUGUGGGGUUGGCCCGGCGCGGCCCCUCGGGCCUGCGCUGUCCCGGGGCAGACAGCAGCCGCGGCGCCCUGGGCUGCUGUGCCCGGCGUGCGGGGGCCCGCGGCGGCCCUGCCGGGCUGCAGCGCGGGGCCUGCCGGUGGUCACCGCCCGGCAGCCGCCCUCAGUGCUGCUGCGUUUGACUCCAUGUAAGCCCGACCUCGUCGGCGCCUCUUGUUUGGUUUAGUUCCUCUGUGUGCUGGAGAAGCGCACCUUCCUGCCAGACUGGCGGCUUGUAGAGACAACCGCCGUCUGAAGUGACUCGUGGGGACGAGAGCCAAACGAGAGGCCGUCAGAGUUCAGGGAGCUAGAAGAGAGGACAACGAAGUGGGAAUUUCCCAGUAAGCGCAAAAGGACAAAUGAAAAGAAAAUGGGAAGAAAGACUGAAGAAAGUGGAAGAACUAGCAUCUCACUAUGAAAGAAAUCCUCUUCCUCCAGUUUAUAGACCAAAACUGUCCAAGCCCUUUCUGCCAUCCCCUGUUUGGAAAAUAUUUUAUCGUCAGGCUGAAGCUUUUGAUUAUGUAAAAACCUGCAAAGAGGAUGUUCAUGUAUUUGCCUUGGAAAAGAGCACACAAAGUAGACAGAGGUUUUACCUUGUGACAACAUAUAAAGAGCUUUGGUUUUAUUACACGAAAGAUUAUAAAACAAGUCUUAUGCAUUGCUAUGAAGUAAUUCCUGAAAAAGAUGCUUGCAAACUUUAUUUUGAUUUGGAGUUCUACAAACCAGCAAAUCCUGGUGCGGAUGGCAAGAGUAUGGUUGCAAAGCUAAUUGAGCUUGUCAGCGAGAAAUUAAAAGAAUUUUAUGAUGUUACUUGUGCAGCCAAAGAUGUCUUGAAUUUAGAUUCCAGUACUGAUGAAAAAUUUAGUCGACACUUAAUAUUUCUACCACAAAAGACUGUAUUUAAGGACAAUAUUCAUGUUGGUAACUUUGUGAGAACCAUUUUGCAGCCUGCCAUAAGGCUAAUGGAGAGUAAAGGUGCUGUUGUGAUUCCGGAAGAAGGAGCAGGACAUGUUUUCCAGUGUUCUGCAGAAACACUUGGAUUAGAUGGUUCUUUUUCCAAAGGCUGGCCAGCCGUUGCUCACAAAACAAAGGAUAUGGAAACAUCACACCAGGGAGAAAAUUCAGAAUACUCCUUUCUAAUAGUAAAUGAUAAAGAAGGACACCAGCAACUUUUUGUGGAUCUAGGAGUUUAUACAAGGAAUAGAAAUUUCCGGAUGUAUAAAUCAUCAAAAGCAGGAAAAAAUGUGAUUCUGAAGAUAGCAGAGGAUAAUAAAUUUGUCCCUAACUGUGAAGACAGUGUUUCCCUGGAAGAAGCGUAUUUUCUUUCCUCUUUGAUCUGCAACAUCAGAGUGAGGGAUGACACACAAGUCCUGUCAUCUGUCUUUUCAGAGGAGGAGAGGAAAAUGUCUGCUUUUAUAAACAGUAAAACUACCAGAAGCAGUAGAGAUUCCAUGGAAGGUUAUCAGGAUUCACCAUAUCCAGAAAUUGAUUCUUUUGUUCGUUCUUUGGUUAACAAAGAUGGGGUGCAAGGAGGGAUACGACGAUGGAAUUAUUUCUCUCUGGAAGAAAUACUUGUAUAUGAUAUUUCUGGUUACCGUUGGUGUGAAAAUAUUGGAAGAGCUCACAAAAGUAACAAUAUAAUGAUUCUGGUAGAUCUAAAGAAGGAAGUCUGGUAUCAAAAAUGUCAUGAUCCAGUCUGCAGAGAAAGUAACUUCAAAUCACAAAGUUUUCCAUUGCCACCUCAGCUACGUCUCCCUUUUCUUUUCAAAGAGGAAGAAGAAUAUACACUGACGGAUGAAAGGGGGAACACAGAAGAAAAAGUAACACCACAUUCUAAUGCAGCAGACUUGACAGAAAGCUCAGAAUCUCUAGAAAAAAGCUUGUCUCAAAACUUCCUGUUGUCAGACAGUGAGUGGGACGAUGCAAGCGAUGAUGCUUGUCUCCUAGAAGCUACUGAAGAUGUAGAACUAGCUGAAGCUGCAAAUGAUAGUCUGAAUUAUGACAUGGAAGAAAUUCCUGAUGAAGUUCUUUUGGAAGUUUUAAGGAAACAGGACACGUGCAAUAAAGAAGAGAGCUAGGCACCUUUGGCAAGCACAAGGUGAUCACAAAAGAUUACACAGGGACUGAAGAGUACUGGACUGAAAACUUGUCAUGAAUGCUGCAGCAAAUUUAAGCACUUUUAACACUGGCUUCUGUAUAGUGUCUCUUUUCUUAGCUGUAUGUCUGAGUUUUACUGAUAAGCCAAGUAAGAUAGAUUACUUCCAGAAGUGGAAGAAAAUUAUUUAUUUAAAAUACAAAUUUAAUAAAAAAGAUUUGUCUAACAAUGUUUUAA
Messenger RNA from Apus apus (common swift), 2444 nucleotides. It is a transcript of the gene PRIMPOL, whose product is annotated as primase and DNA directed polymerase. Gene Ontology annotation, molecular function: DNA-directed DNA polymerase activity; chromatin binding. The transcript has 14 exons. The coding region runs from base 472 to 2190 and encodes 572 amino acids. Gene Ontology annotation, biological process: replication fork processing; response to UV; error-prone translesion synthesis. Lineage: Eukaryota; Metazoa; Chordata; Aves; Apodiformes; Apodidae. The record is from RefSeq and is a predicted model, not a curated record. Gene Ontology annotation, cellular component: mitochondrial matrix; nucleus.